AAUGGUCACCAGAUAUGUGCACAAACAGCAACAACAAGAAGAAAAGCAAACCCCACUUUCAGAAUUGGUGCCAUGUAGGAAAGAAGAACAAGGGGGCUUCUAGUAAACAGCUAAGCAAUCCCGUAGCAACAAAUUGGGGGACAAAAGGAACCCCCCCUUCGUGGUUUACAGGAAAAAGCAACUAUGUAGUGUGGCUGCGCUAACCAAUGAUAUGAGCCCUCAUCCUUUCAUUUCACCAAUGAUGUACCACUCUGAAAGAGAAAUCUAUUGAGAGAGCAGCACAUGGUGGGUGCAGUCAUUUGGACAAAAUGUGGCAUAGCAAAGAACAGCAUUUGACAAAGAAAUCAGGAGCUAUGAACUCAUUGCCAGACAAUGUCAAGGUGUUUUACUCUGCCAGUGACGAUAUGGAGCCCUAUGUACAGAUUAUCACGGGAAAAGAACCAAAACGCCGUUUGAGUCUAUGCAGCUCCGACUCUGAAACAGAGGAACCUGAGUACCGGGGGAAAGUUAAGGCUAUUCUUCCUGUCCUAAGUGACUAUAGCAACCUCCUGGAUGACAGACACCUGAUAAGUCUUGCAUCUCACAUGCCAGAAAGGACACAAGGCUAUCGGUGGCAACUGGUCUACAGCACUGCUGUCCAUGGAAGCAGCCUCAAGACACUCUACAGAAAUAUGGCAGGUUUGGACAGUCCUGUGCUGCUGGUCGUCAAAGACAUGCAGAAAAAGGUUUUUGGAGCCUUUUCAUCCGAUCCGUUUAGAGUAAGCAAAUACUGCUAUGGCACAGGAGAAACCUUUUUGUUUACCUUCAACCCUGAUUUCCAGGCUUAUAAGUGGACUGGAGAGAAUUCCUACUUUGUGAGCGGCAACCUGGAGUCUCUGCAUCUUGGAGGUGGAGGGGGAGAAUUUGGCCUAUGGAUAGAUGCUGAUCUAUACCGAGGUUCCAGUUUUUCAUGUCCCACAUUCCACAAUGCUCCACUCUCCACACAGAAGGACUUCAUCAUACAAGACCUCGAGGUCUGGACAGUACGGAACUGAACAAGAACAUCUGGGGGGGAAAAAGGGAAACAAAUUAGAAAAAUGUGUGGGUGCUUCCACCACCACAGCUCUAUGUAGCCAGCAGUAGCUAAAUGUCUGUGGGUGGCACCGAAUGAGCAGGGCUGUUAUACUGCCUCUCAGGCUGGUGUUUCUGGUGUGAGGUUAUUGCUACUAAAAGAAAAGGGGUUGCAUAAAAUCUUGUGAUUCUGGCCGCUGUUGCCUUAAACUACUGCCUGCCAUCAGAAGCCUACACUAAGGUUUAAGCCUUCCUUGUCCUCCUGUUUUUUGGGAGAGCGUUGCAAGUCAAAGUUCCGAAACCUGUUGGGUAAGAAACUUCUUGAAAACAAAGCACCUUUAGGAUGAAAAGAAAUGAUGAAUACUGCACUGUAUGUUUAACAGGCAUAUUGUAACAUAUUGUAACUUGUUCAAACUGUGUUUACAAUAUGUGGACAUGAGCUUACUGUUUUAAAAAUGGAUUAACCCUUUCAAGGGAAAAUGAUACAUGGUACAACCACUGUAAUGAUGUGCCUCAAAGUGGUUUGUUUUACACACUGAGUGUCAUUCGAGUAUCAGUACCAAUCUGCAUUUAAGAACUACACUUGCUGGUGACGGCCUAUAAGGUCAGAUUAAAUAAUAAAAGUUCUCAAUUUCACAAAGACAGUAUAUUAUAUGUGCUGUGUGCCAUUUGAAUUGGAAAUGUAUCGCACUGUCGAUAAUUUCUGCAUUUGUUGUUUUUACUGUGACCUUUCUGUGGGUAAAAUGUUGACAAAACAUUUCAUUUCUUACUUACUGUCUUUUUGCAUUUGAGCAAUUAAGGAAUAUUCCCUGGUGGUGCUGGUACUGCCAGUGUUUUUGUUUGGAAUUACUAUCAAAGCUCUGUCUUUACUGCUGACACUGAAUAAAAUAGCAUAUUUAUUUGGACCACAA
This is a messenger RNA of Phyllopteryx taeniolatus (common seadragon), 1961 nucleotides long. It is a transcript of the gene ncoa7a, whose product is annotated as nuclear receptor coactivator 7. Bases 309 to 1034 code for a protein of 241 amino acids. The transcript has 7 exons. Gene Ontology annotation, biological process: response to oxidative stress; regulation of transcription by RNA polymerase II. NCBI's taxonomy places the organism in Eukaryota, Metazoa, Chordata, Actinopteri, Syngnathiformes, Syngnathidae. The record is from RefSeq and is a predicted model, not a curated record. Gene Ontology annotation, cellular component: nucleus.